AAAAGGAAAGGAGAGAAGUAAUAGAUCUUUGACAUGGACAAUAAAAAUGUUAUUGUAAUCGGAUUAUUUUCCAUGUCAUUAAAUUUUUAAGAUAAAAAUUGAUUUCGUGGCAACUUAACGUGCCAUCUAGCACUUCCGUCGACGGAAGGACUAAAAUGGUUCCAAAAAUUGAAGUUUAGGAUUUUUUUAGUACUUUUUUUAGUUUGAGGGUAUUUUUAGUCCAAAAAUGAAAGUUCAGGGACUGAAUCGGGGAUAUAACCGGAAAACUACUACCGAAUUGAUGCGAGUUAAACAGAGGGACGGGGAGUCCCUAAAGAACUAGAUGAGCAGGUUCAAUGAUGCGGUGUUGGAGGUUAAUUCCUUCGACCAAGCUGUGGGCAUUGCAGCUGUAAUCUCUGGUCUCAAACAUGACAGGUUCCGAGACAGUUUGAUCAAACAUGCUGCUACCACCUUUAGCGAGGUAAAUGAUCGAUCUCUGAAAUUCAUAACUGCUGAGGAAUACGCCCUGGCGCAAAACCCACCUUCCUCUAAGAACCAGAACCCAGAAUGGAGAGAUGACAAUCCGAGCCGGAAAAGGAUGAGAAUGGCACAGAAUCGAGGUCCGAUGUUGACCUCUCCAACGAGAUUCGGAAGGACGAACUCAACACCCCCGCAACAAUCUGCAGGUAAACCUCCAGUCAAUUGGACUCCCUUUAAUCUGUCGAGGUCACAAAUUUUUAUGCAGAUCAAGAAUAAAAUGGAUUUAAGGCGUCAUGGCCCGAUGAAAACUGCUGCUGCUAGUCGAGACCACACCAGAUAUUGUGAUUUUCAUCAAGAUCACGGCCAUACUACAGAGCAGUGCAACAGCUUAAAGUCCGAAUUGAAAAGUUUAGCUCAGAAGGGAAUGCUAAAUGAGUAUGUUCAGAGAGCUAAACAGCCGAAGUUUAUCAGAGAACAGAGGCCGCAGCCUCAAGGAGUCUGCAAUCCCCCAAAUAGGCAAGGUGUGGGAUAUCAGCAAGCCCCACCUCCGCUCCCACCACUAGCUAGAAUCAUACAUAUGAUUACGGGAGGCCUUGAAGCAGUUGUCACACCCCACAAUGAUCCCUUGGUCACUUCUGUAAUGAUUAAUAACUGUGAAGUACAACGUGUCCUUGUUGACACCCAGAGUGCACCAGACAUCAUGUACUUCCACUGUUUUGAGAGUCUGGGACUGGAUCCAGCAUUGUUGCAGAAGUAUGAUGGUCCUAUCUAUGGUUUCAACAACCAACCUGUUCCGGUAGAAGGAGUUCUUACCCUCCAUGUGGCUUUUGGGAGUGGCAGGACCUAUGUGACCCCGUCGGUCCGGUUCCUCGUAGUCAAGAUGGCCUCCUCUUUUAACAUUGUUAUUGGCCGACCCACAUUGACUGAAAUCCGAGCUGUGGUUUCCCAGUCUCACCUCUCUCAGACACCCGAAGCCAUCCCCCAGCAAAUUUCUGAUAAUCAGCAAGUUAUGGGUGUUGAGAUCGUAGAUAAUCGACUGGAAGAUGAAACCAGAGCUGCUCCAGUCGAAGAUGUUGAAGAAGUACUUAUUGAUGACAGAGAUCCGAGCCGAAAGACGCAGAUCGGAACUAGAUUGAACCCAGAGGAAAGGGCAAAGCUCAUAGCUUUUCUUCGAGUUAAUAAUUAUAAAAGAUCAAACAAAAAUAAUCAAGACCCAUAAAGCAUCUACAAGAAAAAACCCAAAUUGGACAAGCUUUUCCCAGAUUCUUUCUGCAGGAACCCUGAUUUGUAAUGAUUUUUUUAAGAACAAUGCAAGAAGAAGAGAUAGUUGAUUGUUUUUGAAUCUUUAUUCUCCAAAGAUUGGAGUGGAGAGAAGCAGAAUAUAGAGAUUAAAGACAGAAAAGUAUGGCUAUCUUUUAAAAAUUAAAAAAUUAAAAAUCAGAAAACAAAGAGAAAAAUCUAGGAAAAUUAAACAAAAUCAACAAUAUGUAACUCACUUCAUCAUCAAAUUAUAUUCCUUCAUCAAUCUAGGGCGAGAGAGUCUGGAAAAAGGAAAGAGAAAAUUGUAGAAAGUUUCAGUUAACUCUGAACCGAAAUCCUAAAAAAUAUAAAAAUAUUUUAGGUUGACCCCACUUAAAAGGAAAGGAGAGAAGUAAUAGAUCUUUGACAUGGACAAUAAAAAUGUUAUUGUAAUCGGAUUAUUUUCCAUGUCAUUAAAUUUUUAAGAUAAAAAUUGAUUUCGUUGCAACUUAACGUGCCAUCUGGCACUUCCGUUGACGGAAGGACUAAAAUGGUUCCAAAAAUUGAAGUUUAGGGAUUUUUUUAAUACUUUUUUUAGUUCGAGGGUAUUUUUAGUCCAAAAAUGAAAGUUCAGGGACUGA
Messenger RNA from Rubroshorea leprosula, 2339 nucleotides. The record is from the annotation of a GenBank genome assembly. NCBI's taxonomy places the organism in Eukaryota, Viridiplantae, Streptophyta, Magnoliopsida, Malvales, Dipterocarpaceae.